AUGGAUAGUUGGUAUGAAGUGCUCACAGCGUGUGAUCCAAGCCUAAAUGUUGUUCAAUCCAUAGCGGCCAUCGCUUUCGAUCCAUAUCAAGAACUUUUAUGGACUGGAAAUGACAAAGGUCGAGUGAUUUCUCAUUUUGGUGAUAACUUACAACGAUAUACAAGUUUUCGAUCGCAUUUAUCUCAAGUUCGCCAGUUAUUAGUCAGUGAUAGUGGUGUAAUAUCAUUAAGUCCAGAUUCUAUCAGAAUGACCAAUCGAAGAGGUUUGGUCAGGUGGACUAUGAGCAAUGAAGAUACUACAAACUUACAUUGUAUGGCUUAUACUACUAUUCCGAAUUCGGAGAUUCUGGCUGCUGGAAAACAGCAUAAUAUGCUUGUUAUCAAUGUUGCAAGAGGCUCCGUAGUUAAAAAGGUCGAAUCAGAUAAUGAAAUUGUAGUUAUGCGAAAAUCAAGACUUGUCUGUUGUGGUGCAACUUCUGGUGAAGUGAUUUUGAGGGAUCCGAACACUUUCAGAGUUGAACAUAGAAUACGUGCACACACUGGAACUAUAUCUGAUAUAGACACUAGUGGAAAUUUGCUAUUAACUUGUGGAUAUUCUGUCAGACAUGGGAGUCUUAUAAUUGAUCCUUUAGUUAAAUUAUUUGACAUUAGGGUAAUGCGCCCUCUUGCACCCAUUUCUUUCUAUUCUGGUCCCUCUUUUAUCAGAAUGCAUCCCAAACUUUCAACUACUGUUUUCGUCGUGUCUCGAACUGGACAAUUUCAUGUUUGUGACGUAGGAAAUACAUCUGAUGUUCAUUUUUAUCAGGCAAAUACUGCUAGUUAUAUAAAUGCCUUUGACCUUUCAACAUCUGGUGAAAUGCUUGCGUUUGGUGAUGGUGCUAGUAUUAUACAUCUUUGGGGUGAUAGAAAAAGUUCAAAAAUUAAUGCUUACUCCAAUAAUAUUGAAUUACCCGCUGUUGCUCCUCCAACUCCAAAUAUAUUUGUCGAACCAUUGCUUUCUGUGUGGCCUUCUAAUAUGAUGUUUGAAGUUGGAAAUCCGCCUCCAAAAAUUGAUCCUGAUAUUAUAAAUAAUAUGAAAAUGAUUGAUUUUGUUGGAUAUGCCCCAAAUCCAGGUAAUAAAAAACGAAAUCAAGUUGUUAGAUGGUCAAGGAAAAAGCAUAAAGCCGGAACUCCCAAAUUUCAUUCUGAAAAGGAAAGAGAAUUACAAUCUGGAAAAGAGUCCAAGGAGCCGACUACUUUAUUUGAUGAUGAAGCUGAAUUAGGUGCGAUUGGUACUAGAAUGCCAAAAUAUUAUAAACGGGUGGAAAUUAAAUAUAGUAGAUUUGGCAUUGAUGACUUUGAUUUUGAGUUUUACAAUAAAACUCGUUAUGCAGGAUUAGAGACACAUAUAACAAAUUCAUAUUGCAAUUCAUUAUUACAAGUUUUAUUUUUCACCCCGGCUCUUUGUUUAAUAACUAAAUCUCAUAUUGGUUCCUCUUGUUCAAAAGAAAAUUGUCUUUGUUGUGAACUUGGAUUUUUGUUUCGUAUGUUGGAAGAUGCUGUAGGAAGAAAUUGUCAAGCUUCUAAUUUUUUGAAAGCUUUCAGUACAAUCCCACAAGCGUUAGCUCUCGAUCUAUUUGAACCGGAUAAGCCCGACGAAAAGUUUCCGUAUUCAGUGCUUAUUCAGAAUUUUAAUCGUUUCAUCCUUGAACAACUUCAUCAGGAAUGUAAUUCUGAUAAUAAUCCUCGAUUAUUAAAAUCUUUGCCUUUGGAUAAAACAUCUCUUUCGAUGAUUCAACAAUUACUCGGAAUGCAAAUGAUUUCGGUUAAUAAAUGUCAAUGUGGAACGGAAACUGAACGCAAUAUCACUUCAUUCGUUGUUGAUUUAAAUUAUUCUUCAAAAAAUUCAAAGGAUAAACACACUACAUCAAGAUCUUUUGUAGACGUUUUACGGUCAAGUAUUAGACGUGAAACCCAGCCGAAAGCAUGGUGCGAUAAUUGUCAACAAUAUACUCCUAUGAUUGCUAAAAAGAUACCAAAGAGUCUACCUCCUGUUAUGACUGUUAAUUGCGGUUUUGGAACAUCAGUUCCACUGGAUUAUUGGAGAUCCCUUGAUAGGAACAAACCUUGGGUGCAAAAAAGGAUUUAUAUGAGACUAGAACAGGAUGAUUUAAUUGUAAAAGAACUAGCAUCAGAUGCGGUUGUUGAUACUAGUUAUACAGGCAAUUUUAAUAGUGCAAAUUAUGAAAUAAUGGCCAUUAUUGCUCAAAUUAGGAUUGAUAAAGAAACACCGCAUUUGCCAGGAAGUAAAGGCCCUUGGUAUUUGUUUAAUGACUUUUUAGUAAGAAAUGUGACAGAGCAAGAAGUAUUUAAUUUUCAAGGAUUAUGGAAAACACCAGUCGUUUUAUACUAUUCAAGAAUUGAUAUUAAUGAUUUGAUAGAUAUAAGUGUCUUACCUUCUGAAAUUGAUAAAUCUAUACUAUUUAAAGAUAUUUCUAUAUCAAAGCAUCGAUUAACAAAUAAGAAAACAGCACAUUUACUAACCCCGGAGGAAUUGCCACAGCCUGGAACAUUAGUCGCAAUUGACGCUGAGUUUGUUGUUUUAAACCAGGAGGAAACAGAAAUUAGAAGUGAUGGAACAAAAUCGGUUAUUAGACCAAGUCGUCUAAGUUUGGCUCGUGUUAGCGUUUUACGUGGUGAGGGACCAAAAGAAAGUAUACCAUUUAUUGACGAUUAUAUAGCAACAUCAGAACCCGUUGUUGAUUACUUAACUGAAUUUUCUGGGAUUGAAGCCGGUGAUUUGGAUAUUUCAAAUUCUAAACAUACAUUAGUUCCUCUCAAGGUUGCUUAUAAAAAAUUACGAUUACUUCUUGAUUUUGGUUGUGUCUUUGUUGGUCACGGAUUAAAAAAAGAUUUUCGCAUAAUAAAUAUAUUAGUUCCUCCAGAACAAGUAAUUGAUACAGUUGAUCUAUUUCAUUCAAAGAAUCGUGCAAGAAAAAUAUCGCUUCGAUUUUUGGCUUGGUAUUUAUUACGACAAGAUAUACAAACAGAGACACAUGAUAGUAUUGAAGAUGCUCGAACAGCAUUAGCAAUCUAUAAAAAAUAUUUACAAUUUAAAUCUGAAAAUAUAUUUGAAGAAGUGUUAGAAGAUAUUUAUAACGAAGCUAGUAACACUCGUAGGCAUAUAACGUAUAUGAAAAACUUUUCCGCAAGAAUUGCAGAAUUGGGAAAUGAAGGAGCUCGUAGCAAUUUUGCGAGAGCAAAAGAAAAACUUGAAAUUUUUAUUUGUGAAGCAAAACCU
Messenger RNA from Dentiscutata erythropus, 3279 nucleotides. The record is from the annotation of a GenBank genome assembly. Lineage: Eukaryota; Fungi; Glomeromycota; Glomeromycetes; Diversisporales; Gigasporaceae.